Molecule: messenger RNA, 1623 nt
Organism: Lates calcarifer (barramundi perch)
Lineage: Eukaryota; Metazoa; Chordata; Actinopteri; Centropomidae
Exons: 8
Coding region: 100-1239 (379 amino acids)
Source: RefSeq, a predicted model, not a curated record
AGAAAGAAGAGAGGAAAAGAGAAGCAGCAGUAAACCAUCAGAGCCUCAAGAUGAAAGUCUGUCACACUUUGAUCUGCUGCUUCUUCCUCUCUCUGCUGGAUGGAAACACUGUUCUCAUCGAUGCACAGAACGUCUUUUCAGGAACUAAAGGAGAAAAUGCCACAGUUCAGUGUUCCUUUACUUUUUCCUGGAACAACAAAGAUCUUCUGUAAGAACAAAUGUGAACCAGGAAACAUUCUCAUUGAAACAACAGAAGACACAGCUCAGAGAGGCAGAUACAGCAUCAGAUAUAAAGAAACAAAUGUAGCACUUCUUUCUGUGACCUUCACCAAUCUGACCAAGUCUGACUCAGGACUGUACAGCUGUGGUUUGAUCAGAACUCAGUUGGUGCAGUUUGAAAUCAUUGUCAGAGAUGCACUGCUGACUGGAAACCAUGAAGACAAACUGCUCAAAAUGAGAACUGGAGAAGACGUCACAGUUCAAUGUUUCUUUACUUCCUUUGGAAUAUCAAAGUUCUUCUGUAAAGACUCAUGUCAAGAAAAGGUUCUUGUUGGAACAGCUGGUGACAGAGCUCAGAUAGACAGAUACAGCAUCAGAUAUUUAACAGGAACUAGAGGAGGAUCCUUUCUGUUUGUGACCAUCACAAAUCUGACCAAGUCUGACUCAGGACAGUACUGGUGUGGUCUGGACUCGUCUUCACUCAGGGACUUUGAGCUCAUUGUUACAGAUGCAUCAGUCGCAUCAACACCACCAACCACUGACCAGUCUGACACAACACCUGAAGAUGUGAUGCUGUAUGUGGGUGUGACUCUGGGCCUCCUGGUCAUCCUGUUAGCAGUGGCAGCACUGGUGUUUUACAGAAAGAGGACUUUAAAAUCUAAAGAACCUCCUGUGGAGGCAGAGUAUGCUUCUGUCACUGAGGUCAACCGAGUGUAUGAGGGUAUCAGGGAGGGGGACAGACAGAGCAGGCCUCCUGUGGAAAUCUCUUCUGUUCACACUGGAGCCACAUACACCAAAUCAGACGGAGCCAAAACCAGUGACGACAGCUUCGAUGCUGGAGCCACUUCUCAGCACCAAGCUGAGGAUGACUCAGGUGCACUCACCUACGCUCAGGUGAAUUUUUCGGCUGCAGGCUCGUCCACCCGCGAGCCGCGUGGUAACGACACUGAUGUUGUUUAUUCUGCUCUAAAGGUAGAUGAAGGCUCUGAUGACAAUCCUCUUUACUCUGCUGUUAGUUAACAUCAGACUUCAUCACUGCCACUUCACUCUCACCCCAGCAGGAAGAACGACUCUGAAUCUGAAAGUUUUUCAUGUGAGAUCCUGUAAAAAGUUUUAUAUGUAUCCAUCAGAUCUAUCAGUUUGUAAGCUGCCUUUAUAACUGCUACUUUUGCUAAAGUAAUCCUAUAUGUUGUUUUAAAUAUUAUUAUCACAGGAAGUUAUUUUUGUUAAAGACAAAUAAUUUACAUUUAAGUCAUUAUCAGCAGAGUUAUCAUUAAGUUAUACUGUUUGAAGUUAAGAUAAACUCCUUUUGGAAGAGAGAGCGUGAAGUUUGCCAUAAAAUACUUCACUCAAGCUCAGUUUACAUACAUUUAAAGUAAUAAUAAAUAAAUAUGAUCCAUUAUU